AUGUGUUUCUCUGCUGGUAUUAGCCCCGUCGGAGGUCUCCAGUCCUGUUUUCUCUCAGACCCUUCGCCGCGCUGCGGCCCAGAGCGCCGGUGCCUACCGCUCUCCUUUUGCGCCCAAGUGAGACACCCCCAACCAGCGACGUUAUUGUUUUGUGCAAGACCCGUCGACUAUGUACUAUACUACACUCCCAUGCAGGUCCAGGGUGUGACGGCUAAGACCGCCGCCAAGUACGCCCAGAUUGCCGGUACUUUCGGUGUCAGCCUUGGCGUCUUUGCCCUCUUCUUCUUCGGCGAGGUCCCUCGUGUCCGCAACGACGUCCUCCGCCAGUUCCCCUUCUUCGAUCAGUACUUUGACCGUACGAUCGCUCCUGAGGACAACCCGUUCUAA
Messenger RNA from Aspergillus terreus NIH2624, 387 nucleotides. RefSeq names its product cytochrome b-c1 complex subunit 10. Lineage: Eukaryota; Fungi; Ascomycota; Eurotiomycetes; Eurotiales; Aspergillaceae. The coding region runs from base 1 to 387 and encodes 128 amino acids. The record is from RefSeq and is a predicted model, not a curated record. Gene Ontology annotation, biological process: mitochondrial electron transport, ubiquinol to cytochrome c. The transcript is spliced from 5 exons.